ACAACAAUCAAGAAAAUGUUCUCAAAACUGGUAGCCCUUUGCGCUGUCCUGGCGGUUUCUUCCGCUGGACUUCUCCCCGCUGCUGUGCACUAUUCGCCCGCGUCUGCGGUCUCGUCACAGAACAUCAUACGUCACGACCAGCCCCAGGCCAUCGCCAAGUACGCUGUAGCCCCCGUCGCCUACCACGCCGCUCCUGCUCCCAUCGCCUACCACGCUCCCAUCGCCAAGGUUGUCGCGCAACAUGAAGAAAUUGCCUACCCCAAAUACGAGUACAACUACUCCGUCGCCGACGGGCACACCGGCGACAACAAGCAACAACAGGAGGUCCGCGACGGCGACGUCGUGAAGGGCUCGUACUCGUUCCACGAGGCCGACGGCUCCAUCAGGACCGUGCAAUACACCGCCGAUGACCACAACGGAUUCAACGCCGUCGUACACAACACCGCCCCAGCUCACGCUGUCGUCAAGGCCGCGCCCGUGCUCGUCAAGGCUGCCUACGCCGCCCCCGCCUACUACCACUAAGCGUUACCAUAGACCCUCUACCAAAUGACUGUUAACUAUUUAUUUUAGCAAUAUUUAUAGUAAUAUACA
This is a messenger RNA of Bicyclus anynana (squinting bush brown), 591 nucleotides long. RefSeq names its product cuticle protein 8-like. Lineage: Eukaryota; Metazoa; Arthropoda; Insecta; Lepidoptera; Nymphalidae. Gene Ontology annotation, cellular component: extracellular matrix. The coding region runs from base 16 to 522 and encodes 168 amino acids. The record is from RefSeq and is a predicted model, not a curated record. The transcript has 3 exons.